AUGUCCCUCCAAACCCCCCGCGUCCUCCCCUCCCACCUGCACGCCUUCAGCCCGUCCGGGCCCCGAAGCGCACCGCCCGUCCGACUCCUCGGCACAGUGUCCGCCCUGCGCGGCGACACGGCAACAAUAACCUGCGGCACACACGGCGACGUCACACUGAUCCUAAAGCCCGACUCGCACCUGCAGAUGGGGAAGCUCGUGGAGGUUGUGGGCAAGGUUGCGGAGAUGCCGGAGGGCGGGCUUGGGAUCCGGGUGUUGGCGACGACGGAUUGGGGCAAUCCGGCUAGUUGCGACUACAAGAUCUAUGAGAAGGUUGUUGAUGUUACGCAUCGGCUUAAGCCUGUCUUUUAUGACUCGGCGGAAUAA
Molecule: messenger RNA, 366 nt
Organism: Aspergillus mulundensis
Lineage: Eukaryota; Fungi; Ascomycota; Eurotiomycetes; Eurotiales; Aspergillaceae
Product: putative ssDNA binding protein Ssb3
Exons: 2
Coding region: 1-366 (121 amino acids)
Biological process (GO): nucleotide-excision repair; DNA replication; base-excision repair
Cellular component (GO): nucleus; site of double-strand break; DNA replication factor A complex
Molecular function (GO): damaged DNA binding; single-stranded DNA binding
Source: RefSeq, a predicted model, not a curated record